GUAUCGUACGCUGUGACUGGCUGGCUGGCUGGCUUGUUGUGUGUGCUGCGAGCAAAAAAGCCAGCUGCGUGGAGCGGAGCGCUGCGAGAAUCUCUCGACUCCGCGCGACGGACUUUUCAGACGGGGACGCGCUCGUCCACCGAACACGCCACACAUAUACAGAGAGCUCUGCUAUACUACUACCUAAUCUCUCUUCUUUUGGCUGACUCUGUGUGUGACUGUGUUGUCGUCGUGUGUAUAGUGUAUAGUAGUACGAAUAUAGCGCGCCGUGUGUGUGUUGUCUCGUAUCUUUUCUACUAACGCAGCACAGCUCUUGGCGCUCCUAUUCGGCACACGCGCGUAACGUUAUUUUCCCGUCGAGGAGAAGAAGUCGCUGUCGGAGCCGCCGCCGCCUGACUUUUAUCAUCAUUGAGAAUUUUUAAUAGAACACGCGCCGCCAGCCAGCAGCAGCAGUGUGUAAACCGACGAGAAAGAGAGAAGCAAAUGUCUACCGCGGUCGUAUCGAACGUCGUGAAACUCAACGACGAAUCGAAGCUGGAAAACAGAGAAAAUACGAUCAUGAAGAAUUUAUAAAAGUGCAACAUAAAGUUAACGAGGAAAGUCGGAAAGAGUGCAUCGCGACUGGCGCAGUGUGUUUAUAUCUCUCUCACUUCUCUACACUAAAUUCAACGAUUAUCCUCGAAGCCGUCACUCCGAGAGCCUGUUUUGUUUUUUUGUUUACGUUUGGUUUUUGUUUUUACUUUGCUACUUCUGUGCGUGCGUUGAAAACAAGUGCAAAAGUUGGUUGGAGUACAAAAGCAAAAUUUAUGAAAGGCUCCGCAAAAAGUUGUCCGCUGUUGGUUCGUUGAAGUUCAAUUGUUUUUUUUUUGCGAAGCUGUUGCGCUAAAAGGCUGAAAGGCUGUCGCCUACAAGAAGAAAGUCGCGCAAGCAUCGCGCCGACUGGGAAGCUUUGUACACGAGAGCCAGGCAGCAGCAGCAGCUAAAUCGUACCAACGAUCAACGGCAGCGUCGAAGCUCGACGCCCACGACCAUGACGACUACCAUGUUGAUUAGUAACACACUCAGUCAUAGAAUGGCUGGAAUGUUGGAUCAGAGGGGCAAUCCUUUCCUGUCUGAUUACAAAUUCAAGCAAAACUUGACACCCAGAGCACCGACUCCUCCACAACUUGAAGAAAAUGAAGUAGACGAUGCUGGCAAUAUGGACUUCAGGUUCGAAGAAGUGAGAUUACAGAGCUAUGAAAACUGGCCAAGUCCAUACGUCAGACCAUCGGAUCUUGCUGCAGCUGGUUUCUACUACACAAAAGAAAUCGACAGAGUACGUUGUUUUGAAUGCUCAACUGAAGUUUGUCGCUGGGAGGAUGGCGAUGAUCCUAUGGUGGAGCAUCAACGAUGGGGAGGUCGAUGUCGUUUCAUCAGAAAAUUGCCUUGUGGCAAUGUACCUCUUGGAGCCGAUGCAAGCAUGAUUCCAGCUCGACCAUCUCGAAGCUGGGAUGUCUGUGGACCUUACAGACUGGACUAUCGACACAGUGCAGAGGCUGAUACUCAUGGCUCGUCUAGUGGACCCACCAGCACCAGCACGCAAUUGCCAAGCGCUGCAAGAUUAGGAUGUCUUGGAAUUGGUAUUGCAAAACGACCGGAUUUUCCGGAUUACGCAAGCUACGAAGCGAGAUUACAGACGUUUGCCGAUUGGCCGACUUCCAUUGCGCAAACCAAAGAACAGCUCGCUGAUGCUGGCUUUUUCUACACUGGCACUGGUGACCAAACGACUUGUUAUCAUUGCGGUGGUGGACUGAAGAACUGGGAACCUCAAGAUGAUCCAUGGGUACAGCACGCCAAAUGGUUCUCUACGUGUUUCUACGUAAGACUGGUCAAAGGUCAAGAAUUCAUCAACAGCGUCACCGGAAAACACAUUCCACCGCUUUCGGAAGAGGAGACAAUGAAACUAAAUCUACCUAGUUGCAUAAAAAAAGUUGAGUGCCUAUCGACUCAAAAAUGUGAAAGCAAAGAGGAAACCCAACAGCCGGCCCAGACGCAACUUCAGCCAAGCGCCGCAGAACCAGCAACCGCAACAGCUGCAGCUGCCGAAAGUGCAGCGGGCCCGAGCACUAACGAAGUUGAGCCGCAAGCCCCGACACCCGCGCCACGCAGUAGUAGUACUACUGCUACGACGACGACGACGGAGAUGCAAACCGAAACUCAAGCCGUGCCAAGCUCGAAUCAGUCGCAGCAAUCUGCUUUGGCGCAGCAAGCUCAAAAGGCCAACAACGAGAAAAAGUCGAUAGACGACGCUCGCGUCUGUAAAAUUUGUUAUAACGAGGAGUUGGGCGUCGUUUUUCUCCCUUGCGGACACAUGGUCGCGUGUGUCAAGUGUGCCCCGGGCAUGACGACGUGCGCCGUAUGCCGCGAGACUGUAACUAUGACAGUGCGCGCUUUCUUCUCUUAGUGUUUAGGCGAAUGAAAAUCUCGCGGUAAAUGCAUGCGAGUCGCGGUGAAAAGACUUCGAGGCUGGGCUUGAGAGUUGAAAAGCCCGAUGAUGCAAAAUGAAGAAACAUGACAUGACUCAUGCGUUUCAUCCAUCUGACGCGUAAUCUGCAAACACAAAUGCGAUUGCGACCCUUGUAAAUUUAACGAUCAAUGGUUUCUCCUUUUCAUUAUUAUUUUUUUAAUUACAACAAUAAAAGGUGCCAUGUAAAUGAAGAUCUACAAGUGUUUAUCAUAAUUGUGCGUAAUAGUGCGCAGUUUUCAUCUUGUUUUUCAUAAAAAAUUUAAAACAAAAUUAUACUUGGAUUUGUGUUUGUAGAUAAUUAUUAAUUACCAUGAGUGUAAAAUGAUUGAUUGUAAUUAUAAUAUGCGUGCAGGUGUAUGUUUUGCAAUCGGCGCAUAGAGUCUAGUCAUGCUCAGUAUUAUAUAUUUUAUGUGAUUUCGAAAAAAAAAGUUGAAAACAAUUUAACAUUAUAACUGUUAUUGAACAAUUAUAAAUGAAAGUUUCGGGUGAACAAUUUUAAAUUCUAUGUCGACUUUAAAUUUUAAGUCGAUCUGAAAAAAAGCUUUCAGAACCAUGUAACAUCAACAUAUGUUUGAUUGAGUCUUUCAAUGAAUCAGAAAAAUCCAAGACUGGAUGAAUUUUCUGUUAAGGUGAAAUUAAGCAGUCUUCUUUAAAAAAAAGCAGUUAUUUAAUUUCUAAGGCCAAAUCAUUUUUUAAACAUGUUUGUUAUAUCAUUUUGUUUAUUAUUAAACAACUCAUGUAUUAAAUUCUUAUAAAACAUCUGUUUUAUAACUCUGAAAAAGCAGAAUAAUUGAUAGUACGAUUUUCAACACAAUUUAGAAAUGAUACAAUUUUUAGAAGUACCAUUCUUAAUUUGGUUACAAGUACUUUUUAAUAGAUGCCAAAACUACGGUAAAAGUAACAUUUUUAAACAUUUUCCUAUUGCUUUUACUGAUACUUGCAGUAACAUUUACAGGAAAUGAGACGAAAAACUGUUAAUGCACUGGCUUUAGUACAUUCUGAAAUUGAAACAACUAGAUUGAUUAUUUCCAAAAUUAAGAGCUCGUUCAUUCUCAUCAUAUAAAAAGAAGCAUUUAAUAUAAUUAAAUUUAUAAUUAUGAAUAAAAUGUACAAAACUGGAAAGCUAUAGACAUGCAAUUUACAAAAUGAUGGUAUACGAAUUAUGGAAAAAUAUUUAUUUUCAUUCUAUGCGUUGAACGAAUGACUUUUUUCAAAGCUACUACGCUUAAAAAAUGCAUCUCUAUAGUUUUCUCCAUACAAUUAACAGUUGUAUUAAAAUAUUUUGCAUGUAAUAAAGUAAAGUUUAAUGUUAGUUAGGUUUUAUCAUUUUCGAAUGGUUUUUCAGUAAAAAUUUGUAAAAAUUAUUCAAACAAUUAACGUUUUUGUUUAUGGUCUUUAGAUACUGUUUGAUAGACUUUAUUGUAAUUGUAGCUUCGCGGGAUUAAUAAUGAAGCAGGAAAAUUAAACAAAAUGUAUCAUAAAUGAAGAAUAGGUUUAUGCAUUUAAGAUCAUUGAGCCAUUAGUUUCAAAAAAGGUACAUACAUAUACUUCUAUCACUAUCAUAUUUCAGAAUCAUAAAAAAAUUCAUACAGUGUAAAUACCAAUAUUAGUUUAUAUAUUAUAUAUUAGAUAGUUUGUAAAUAAGGAAUUCUCAAAUAAAUCGAUUGAAAGUGAAA
Trichogramma pretiosum is the source of this 4182-nucleotide messenger RNA. RefSeq names its product death-associated inhibitor of apoptosis 1-like. Gene Ontology annotation, cellular component: nucleus; cytoplasm. Bases 1031 to 2443 code for a protein of 470 amino acids. Gene Ontology annotation, molecular function: ubiquitin protein ligase activity; cysteine-type endopeptidase inhibitor activity involved in apoptotic process. Gene Ontology annotation, biological process: regulation of cell cycle; positive regulation of protein ubiquitination; negative regulation of apoptotic process. The record is from RefSeq and is a predicted model, not a curated record. The transcript has 4 exons. NCBI's taxonomy places the organism in Eukaryota, Metazoa, Arthropoda, Insecta, Hymenoptera, Trichogrammatidae.